GCGAGCAUCCCCCCCAAAACGUUCGGCGCGCGCCGCCGUCACCACACCUCUCUCGCCCCCUCCUCCUCCUCUUCCCCUCCGCCGCCGCUUUUUCUCCCCGCCUCGUCCUCCCCACGCCCCAUUUCCUCGCCCGCCGGGCGCAAGGAUGGGCGGCCGAGGGGAACCGCCGCCGCCGCUGUCCCUCUAAAGCGAGGGGCGGCCAUAAUAGAGACCGGGGGUGGGGGGUGGGGAAGCCCCAUUGCUUCAGUCCGCUGCCCUUAGGAAGUCGAAGGCCAGGCAGGCGGCCGCCCGCCCGCCCGGCUCUUGCAUCUUCUUCCUCGGCGUCGUCGGCAGCAGCAUCAUCCGCAGCAUCCUCGGAAGCCGUCUCGCCGUGAAGUCGGCGGCGCCGGCAGCCGCGCGGGGCCGUCCGUCCCUGCAUGGGGGGUCUGGGGUCGCCCGCCUUCCUUCCCGCCGGCCCUUGGAAGAGGAGGCGGCGGCGCCGGCGGCGGCGGUGUCUCCCGCCCUCGGCCUCCCCGGGACUGACGACUCGGCGAGCGGAGGAUGGCGCUGGGCUUGGCGCUCUGCAAAGGGCCGCGGGCGUCGCGGCUGCCGGUGGGCGCCAGCGCUUUGGGCUUCCUGGUGCUUUACUGGCUCUACAUCUUCCCGGUCUACCGGCUGCCGGACGAGAAGGAGAUCGUGCCCGAGGUGCUCCGGCAGCAGGGCAGGGCUUGGCGGAGGAACCACAGCGCCGCGGCCGAGUUCAGGAAACUUCUCAAAGAUUGUUGCGAUCCGAGCCAUCUCUUUGCAAUGACGAAACAAAAUUCGCCGGUGGGAAAGAGCAUCUGGUACGAUGGCGAAUUUCUGUACUACUUCACAAUUGACAACGAAACCUUCUCACUGUUUCCAAAGGUGAUUCCAUUCCAGCUGCCGUUGAAGAGGUGCUCUGUGGUGGGCAACGGAGGGAUUCUGAAGAACAGCCGCUGUGGCAAGCAAAUCGAUCAAGCGGACUUCGUCAUGAGAUGUAACCUCCCUCCCCUAAGCAAGGCAUACAGCAAGGAUGUAGGAUCAAAAACUCAACUGGUAACAGCGAAUCCAAGCAUAAUUAAUAAAAGGUUCCAGAACCUUCUUUGGUCCCGAAAAGCAUUCGUGGACAAGGUUAAAGUCUACAACCAGAGCUACAUCUACAUGCCAGCUUUCUCCAUGAAAGCAGGGACCGAGCCUUCCCUCCGAGUCUACUACACCCUCACCGACGUCGGAGCCAAGCAAAAGGUCAUCUUCGCCAACCCUAACUUCCUACGGGACAGCGGCAAGUUUUGGAAAAGCAAAGGGAUUCACGCCAAACGGCUUUCCACCGGCCUCUUCUUGGUCAGCGCGGCUCUCGGUCUCUGCGAAGAAGUGACGAUUUACGGUUUCUGGCCUUUUUCAACAGACCUCCAUAGGCGGUAUAUUAGCCAUCAUUACUACGACAACGUUUUGCCAGAUUCCGGCUUCCAUGCCAUGCCGGAGGAGUUCUUACAGCUGUGGUUUCUCCACAAGAGAGGGGUUUUACGAAUGCAGCUGGAGCAUUGCGAGGACUCUUGAGUUUGCUCUACGAGGAGCGCCAAACUUUGGGUAUCACAGUUGCCGGUGCUUGCUUCACCCGGCAUCGGCAGAAAGAAACAAACCAAGAAACAUUGUGGGUGGGAGGGAGGGGUUUGCGGGAACGAAACAACCUUUUAACAAACGUGCAUGGACUUCAAUUCAUAAACUCAACGCCAACCGAAGACUUGAGAUUUUAUGACAUUGAUGUGGGAGCUCCCCAGUGGAUAUUAGUUUGCAUAUAUUUAUUAUAUAUAUGCAGAAUGCAACGGUCCGUUGGGGAGCUUCUAAAUAGGAACCGAAGAGUAUGUUUACAAAGGGCUUUCAACAAUUGCGUGGAAUAUUUCCCGUUGCUCAGAUAUACAACGGAUUCCCAAAAUUACUGGGAGAUGCGUUUCAUUUGCUUUUUUUAAUUUGUUCCUGAGGCUGGAUUUCCAAAAGGUGCCUGAGUUUCAUUUUCAUUUUGUUCACAAAAAUAUUGAAAGUAUAGCAGAAAGGGCCAAGUUCUCCUCCUCCUCCCCCCUCCUUGUUCUUCCCCUCAUCCUCCCCUCUCCUAGUCCUCCUCCUUAAGAAAACAGCAACUUACUUUCAAUAGUGUAUUAAAUAAUG
Molecule: messenger RNA, 2166 nt
Organism: Thamnophis elegans (Western terrestrial garter snake)
Lineage: Eukaryota; Metazoa; Chordata; Lepidosauria; Squamata; Natricidae
Gene: ST8SIA1
Product: ST8 alpha-N-acetyl-neuraminide alpha-2,8-sialyltransferase 1
Exons: 5
Coding region: 541-1560 (339 amino acids)
Biological process (GO): N-glycan processing; oligosaccharide metabolic process
Molecular function (GO): alpha-N-acetylneuraminate alpha-2,8-sialyltransferase activity
Source: RefSeq, a predicted model, not a curated record